AUGACCACAAAGCUGAAUGGAAGACAGCUUUUCACGUUACUCGACUUCGCAGAAGCAUAUCUGCAGGUGGAAGUUGGAGAAGAAUCGAAGGAAAUGCUGAAGAUUAAUACACACAGAGGACUGUAUCACUACAAUCGUCUACCCUUCUGCGUGAAGUCAGCACCUGGAGUAUCCCAGCAGAUUAUGGGUUCAGUGAUCUGUGGACAGGGGGAAGGAAGCGUUGCUGCCUAUCUGGAUGGCUUGAUAGUCACAGGUCACACAUAA
Molecule: messenger RNA, 264 nt
Organism: Necator americanus (New World hookworm)
Lineage: Eukaryota; Metazoa; Nematoda; Chromadorea; Rhabditida; Ancylostomatidae
Exons: 1
Coding region: 1-264 (87 amino acids)
Source: RefSeq, a predicted model, not a curated record